AUGUACGUGGGCUAUGUGCUGGACAAGGAAUCCCCCGUGUACCCCGGCCCCGCCAGGCCCGCCAGUCUCGGCCUGGGCCCGCAAGCCUACGGCCCCCCGCCGCCUCCGCAGUACCCCGACUUCACCGGCUACUCUCACGUGGAGCCGGGCCCUGUGCCCCCUGCGGCCUGGAGCACGCCCUUCUCUGCGCCCAAGGACGAAUGGGCCGCCGCCUACAGUCCGGGCCCCGCGGCCCCCACCACCAGCCCGGCCCCGCUGGCAUUCGGGCCCCCUCCGGACUUUAGCGCGGUGCCCGCGCCCCCGGGGCCUGGGCCGGGUCUCCUGGCGCAGCCCCUCGGCGGCCCAGGCGCACCGUCCUCGCCCGGAGCGCAGAGGCGGACGCCCUACGAGUGGAUGCGGCGCAGCGUGGCGGCCGGAGGCGGCGGUGGCAGCGGUAAGACCCGGACCAAGGACAAAUACCGCGUGGUCUACACCGACCACCAGCGCCUGGAGCUGGAGAAGGAAUUCCACUACAGCCGUUACAUCACCAUACGGCGGAAGUCAGAGCUGGCCGCCAACCUGGGACUCACCGAACGUCAGGUAAAGAUCUGGUUCCAAAACCGGCGGGCAAAGGAGCGCAAAGUGAACAAGAAGAAGCAACAGCAGCAGCAGCAGCAGCCUUCACAGCCACCCCCUCCCGCCCACGAUGUCACCGCCACUCCAGCUGGGCCACCCCUGGGGGGCCUGUGCCCCAGCUCUGCCAGCCUCCUGGGCACCUCCUCCCCAGUGCCUGUCAAGGAGGAGUACCUACCGUAG
Mesoplodon densirostris (Blainville's beaked whale) is the source of this 795-nucleotide messenger RNA. RefSeq names its product caudal type homeobox 1 (gene CDX1). Gene Ontology annotation, cellular component: nucleus. Gene Ontology annotation, biological process: cell differentiation; anterior/posterior axis specification; embryo development. The transcript is spliced from 3 exons. Bases 1 to 795 code for a protein of 264 amino acids. Gene Ontology annotation, molecular function: DNA-binding transcription factor activity, RNA polymerase II-specific; RNA polymerase II transcription regulatory region sequence-specific DNA binding. Lineage: Eukaryota; Metazoa; Chordata; Mammalia; Artiodactyla; Ziphiidae. The record is from RefSeq and is a predicted model, not a curated record.